This is a messenger RNA of Saccostrea cuccullata (small rock oyster), 1532 nucleotides long. RefSeq names its product cytochrome P450 1A1-like. The coding region runs from base 45 to 1514 and encodes 489 amino acids. Gene Ontology annotation, biological process: xenobiotic metabolic process. The record is from RefSeq and is a predicted model, not a curated record. Gene Ontology annotation, cellular component: intracellular membrane-bounded organelle; cytoplasm. The transcript has 8 exons. NCBI's taxonomy places the organism in Eukaryota, Metazoa, Mollusca, Bivalvia, Ostreida, Ostreidae. Gene Ontology annotation, molecular function: iron ion binding; oxidoreductase activity, acting on paired donors, with incorporation or reduction of molecular oxygen, reduced flavin or flavoprotein as one donor, and incorporation of one atom of oxygen; heme binding.
UCUUAUCAUUCCUCAUUGUCAUUUAAAAAGGUUAGAGGACAGUUAUGGAGUCACCUUGGUCAAUUGUGGGGAUAACUUCUGCAGCGGCGUUAGGGGUGUACUGUGUCUUCAGUUAUACAAGAAGAAGUCCAUAUAGGUUGCCUCCCAAACCCCUUGGAUGGCCAGUUAUAGGGAAUAUUCCUCAGCUGGUCGGGGGAAAGGGCGUGUACUACAAACUGCUGGCGUUUAGAGAACGGUACGGUGAUCUUUUCCGUGUACAGAUGGGCCAACAUACGCUUUUUGUCGUAUUUGGACGAAGGUAUUUUCAUGAACUGUUGAUUGAAAAGGGAGAUCUUGUGUCGAAUAGACCGAGCUGGCUUUAUACCCCUCAUCAACUAACUUUUGGAAAAGGAAUUAUAUGGAGUAAUGGAAAGGCAUGGCAAAGUAUGCAGGCGUUAUUGAGAAAGACACAGGAAGACUCCAAAUGUGUGUCCGCUCUCCAGCGCCACCUAACGGCAGAGUAUGAGGAGUUCAAAAAUCUCUUCAAGGACAAGUCCUCAACUUACAGUUUGGAUUAUUUGAUCCGCCAAGCGUCUUUCAACUUUCUCUCAGCUUUCUUGAUCGGAAAAAGAUUUGGAUACAGCGAUUCGACUAUUAAUGAAAUGAGAGACAAAAUAGAAAGUUAUGGAUUUUCAAUGGCAACAGUUAAUAUAGAAAAUUACAUUCCUUUGUUGGCUUUCCUAAACAAAUCAAAGAUACAAAAGGCUACAGACGAUCAGGAUUUUGUGUAUGGAAUCCUUCAAGAAAAUUUAGAAGAGCGUCGGCGAUUGACCAGCGAUACGCCAGAAAGUUUCCUCGAAAUGUAUCUAGCACAGCCAGAGGGCGAACGACUGAAAGAGGGGAUGAGCGAGUUGGACGCCUUGAGGGCCAUUAUAGACAUGUAUGUCGGUGGAAGGGACAACCUCAUUACGUAUACCAAAUGGAUGCUGAUGACCUUAGCAAAAUACCCGGAUAUACAGUCAAAAUGUCGUGCUGAGAUUCUAGAGGUAGUCGGGAGGGAUCGUCGCAUCCAGCUAGAAGAUAGAGUAAAAACUCCAUACACUUUGGCUACUGUAAAGGAAUUACUACGCAUGCGUGCUCCAGUGGUUCUUGCGCCUUUUCACACGCCUACUCAGGAUAUAACACUGGGUGAGUUCGAUAUCCCGAAGGGCAGCAUCAUUCUGGUGGACUGCAAGGCCCCGAAUUAUGAUAAGGCUUGGAGUGACCCGGAAGUGUUUAAACCAGAGAGGUUCCUUGGUGUUUCUGAACAGCAGUUACCGAAAUCCUGCUUUGUCCCGUAUGGAACAGGUCCCCGGUACUGCAUGGGAAGGUAUGUAAGCGAUAUUUUCGAGUAUUUGUUUACGGCCAACAUUCUUCAGGAUUUCCAGAUAAUGACCAAAAACCCAGACAAAGAGCUUUCGAUGGAGGACAUCUUUGACAUAUUUGGACUUCGACCUCAACAUUUUGACGAAAUCGUAAUGAAACCAUUGGAAUAAUCGACUUUUGUUCAGUCU